Molecule: messenger RNA, 2292 nt
Organism: Plectropomus leopardus (leopard coralgrouper)
Lineage: Eukaryota; Metazoa; Chordata; Actinopteri; Perciformes; Serranidae
Source: RefSeq, a predicted model, not a curated record
UUCCUGUGACGUAGCGCUAGCUUCUGAUGCUACACGCGGGAAACAGGCGAAGCGGCUCCUCACAUUAACAAGCAUCAGUCGUCGCCUGUAGCUGAGAUGGGAGACACACUAGAGUUCAACGAGAUUUACCAGGAGGUCAAAGGCUCCUGGAAUGAUGGGCGGCUGCGUUUCAGCAAGCAAAAUGUGGUUUACAAGAGCAGCAAGACCGGGAAGGUGGACAGCAUCCCGGCUGGAGAGCUCAACCUGGCCCAGUGGAGACGAGUGUGUUUAGGUCACGGCAUCAAGCUGGGCACCAGCACGGGACAUGUCUACAAAUAUGAUGGCUUCAGAGACACAGACUUGGAGAAGAUCUCUGAGUUUUUCAAGGCUAACUACAAGGUGGAGCUCGAGGAGAAGGACAUGUGUGUGAAGGGAUGGAACUGGGGAACAGCGAAGUUCUCAGGGCCACUGUUAUCAUUUGAUGUAAAUGACAGCACAGCAUUCGAGAUCCCACUAUCCAAUGUGUCCCAGUGCGCCACGGGGAAGAACGAAGUCACUCUGGAGUUUCACCAGACGGACGACACUGAAGUGUCUCUCAUGGAGGUCCGAUUCUACGUCCCGCCCAGCCAGUCUGAUGAGCGACAAGACCCUGUGGAGGCGUUUGCCCAGAAUGUGUUGUCUAAGGCUGACGUGAUCCAGGCCACAGGAGACGCUGUGUGUAUCUUCAAAGAGCUGCAGUGUCUUACGCCCAGAGGAAGAUAUGACAUCCGUAUCUACCCGACUUUCCUUCACCUCCAUGGUAAAACUUUUGACUACAAGAUCCCGUACACCACCGUCCUCCGUCUGUUCCUGCUGCCACACAAGGAUCAGAGGCAGAUGUUCUUUGUGAUCAGUCUGGAUCCUCCCAUCAAGCAGGGUCAGACGCGUUAUCACUUUCUCAUCCUGCUCUUCUCCAAGGAAGAGGACAUCAGCCUCACCCUCAACAUGAGCGAGGAGGAUGUGGAGCGCCGUUUUGAGGGCAAACUCAGUAAAAACAUGUCAGGGUCUCUGUAUGAGAUGGUCAGCAGGGUGAUGAAGGCCCUGGUCAACCGUAAGAUCACUGUGCCCGGAAAUUUCCAGGGUCACUCUGGAGCUCAGUGCAUCACCUGCUCCUACAAGGCGUCCUCAGGCCUCCUCUACCCUCUGGAGAGGGGCUUCAUUUACGUCCACAAGCCCCCCGUGCACCUACGCUUCGAGGAGAUCUCCUGCGUCAACUUCGCCCGAGGCACCACCACAACACGGUCCUUUGACUUCGAAAUUGAGACCAAGCAAGGAAAUCAGUACACCUUCAGCAGCAUUGAGAGAGAAGAGUACGGCAAACUGUUUGACUUCGUUAACGCCAAGAAGCUCAACAUCAAGAACAGAGGAUUCAAAGAGAAGAAGGUGAAGCAGUUAAGAGAGUUUGCAGAAUCGGACUUGGAAUUCUCUGAUGAGCGACGAUCACGAAAAACAGGCAUGAAGGGUAAUAUUGACGAGUACAGCGACUCAGACGACGACCAGCACGAUGCCUACCUGGAGAGGAUGAAGGCUGAGGGCAAGAUCAGAGAGGAGGGCAACGACAGCGAUGAUUCAGGAGGCGAAAGCGAUGAGUCGUUUAACCCCGGAGAAGAAGAUGAUGACAUUGCAGAAGAGUAUGACAGCAAUGCCUCAGCAAGCGACAGCAGCGAUGAUGGAGAUGAUAGCGAAGAUGAGAGCGCAAAGAAGAAAAAGAUCAAGAAAGCCAAAGUGGUUAAGGAGAAAAAAGAGAGGAAACCACGCAAAGAGAAGAAGCAGAAAGAUAAAGGCGGCCCCAAGAGGCCGAUGAGCGCCUACAUGCUGUGGCUCAACUCCAGCCGCGAGCGCAUCAAGUCGGAGAACCCGGGCAUCUCCAUCACAGAGAUUUCCAAGAAGGCCGGAGAGAUGUGGAGACAACUGGGCAAAGACGAGAAGGAGGAGUGGGAAACAAAGGCAGGAGAGGCAAAGAGGCAGUAUGACAAAGCAAAGAAAGAGUACAAAGAGAGCGGCGGAGGAGCGACUUCCAGUUCCAAGAAGGAAAGUAAAAAAGGAGGUAAGAAGGAGGAGAAGAAGAGAAAGUCUGCUGGGGGAGACAAGGACAAGGAGCGAGGAGGCAACGACAGCUUUAAAAGUAAAGAGUUCAUCGAGACCAGCGAGGAGAGUUCAUCAGACUCUGACCACAAGAGCAAGUCCAAGAGGAAGAAGGAAUCCGAAGAAGAGGAAGAAGAGGCUGUAUCCACACCUGCCAGCUCAGAGGAAGACUCUGACUAAACACACACA